Messenger RNA from Copidosoma floridanum, 384 nucleotides. RefSeq lists its product as uncharacterized. The record is from RefSeq and is a predicted model, not a curated record. NCBI's taxonomy places the organism in Eukaryota, Metazoa, Arthropoda, Insecta, Hymenoptera, Encyrtidae.
AUGGAGGUGAAACGGAGACUUGGGAAGAUAAGUAUUUCUUCGCCCAGAUCCGAUGGAGUAACCUACGCUGACCUGCGGAGAGCGGACCCGAAGUGUCACUCGCUGAGGGCACUAUACAACACGCCCGAGACCGUCCUCGUCUACAAGAAGGGAGAUCGAAGAGAGAUCAGUAAUUGGAGGCCUUUAACCCUGGGCCUGACGACGGCCAAGCUCUUUGCGGCCCUCGUCGCGGAUCGGCUGACCAAGUGGGCGACAACAAACGGCAGACUGAGUCCGGCGCAAAAAGGUUUCCUGCAGAACGAGUUCUACUAUGAACGUGGCUUCGUGCUUCAGGAGAUAAUCCGGGACUCAAAUACCAAAAGCAGAGAGCUAUCGGUGGCGUAA